This is a messenger RNA of Phyllostomus discolor (pale spear-nosed bat), 2693 nucleotides long. It is a transcript of the gene B3GNT5, whose product is annotated as UDP-GlcNAc:betaGal beta-1,3-N-acetylglucosaminyltransferase 5. Gene Ontology annotation, biological process: brain development. Lineage: Eukaryota; Metazoa; Chordata; Mammalia; Chiroptera; Phyllostomidae. Gene Ontology annotation, cellular component: membrane. The transcript is spliced from 3 exons. The record is from RefSeq and is a predicted model, not a curated record. The coding region runs from base 1447 to 2592 and encodes 381 amino acids.
UGGUGGCGGAGAGGCUCGCCAGGCUGGCCUUUGGCGAGGACGCCAAGAGGAGCGGGAAACUCGCACUGGCAGCACCCUGGGAGAGGCUCGGGGCUGCCGCGCCCCCACCCUCCGCCCAAGCCCCUGAUUGGGUCCGCCCUUAUCUGCCCACUCCAGCCGCGGGGAAAUCGAGCGACAUCCAGCGCUGACUGCCCAGUCCUCGCCCAAGACCAAGAUAAAGUGGGCAUGUUUUGUUCUUGAUACCUCCAAUUUGGGAGUUUAAGGAGCUGUGCUUGCACUGGUGAGUUUUGCUGUAAACUCUCUUUGAAAUUAAACUGGGCUUGAAGGUAAAAUCGUUGGGGAGCGGGGUGGUUCCUCUCCCCCGUUGCAUUUUAAAACUAACCGCCACAGUGAAGUUUUUGUGUGCUGUAAAUUAGAGUUUCCGUCCUUGGUCAUUUCUGCCCCCUGAAGCUCACUGAUUAAGUGGCGUGACAAGAGCUGUUGGUAAUCAAAACUAGCCUGCUCUUAGAACUCUUAACUGUGAAAAGGAAAAUAAAAUGAUGAGGGAACUGCAACUCAGUCAAAACUUACCUCCUUUAGAUGAGGAGCUGUCGCUCGUUCUGAACGAGUGGGUAUUCUGUCCCCUAAUGAGAACUGUAUCAAGACCAGUUGUUUCAUAUGUAAUUAAUAAGUGAUCGAUGAUAAGAUUAAAAAAAAUUCCCCUACAGGCGACCGCAUCCCAAAUGGGGCCGAGGCCCCCGGGGGGUGGCAGUGCAGUCUUCUCUUCCGGAUUGCUGCAAGGGGGGCGCUCUAAGCACGCUUCUGCGGCGAAGUCUCAACUUUCCCGAUGGGUCGUUCUUUGUGCGGGGACCCGCGGCCGGCGGCGGGUCCAGCGCUCAGGUCUCCGGCCGCCCGGACCCCGCCCCGCCACGCCCCUGCCGGGCCGGCCGCCCCGCCGCGCCACGCUGGAGCAGCUCGGGACUUGGGAAAAGAGACUCAGAUCCUCUGCCCGCGGCGCACCCGGCCAGGUCUCUUAGGGCCGCGAGGGGGAGAGAGUCGCGAGGAGGUUGGUUCCGGGUUGCACUGGAUCAUUUACUCUGAUAAGGGAUCUACCCUGGAAACAUCACUGAAGCUUUCCCAGCAUCCCACCUGUGACCUAUCACACAGGUGCACCUGACCUUCACGACAGGACGUCCACGAGUGCCUGCGUGCAGCCUGCCGGCCGGCUCAGAGAAGGAUGCCAGGGUGGGGGUGCGGGGACGUGCCCGGGUCCUCACCCUGCGGUGUGUCCGAGUCUUUCACAGUCUUAGCAACAAUGGUAUCAAAAGAAAAUAUUUUGUGAAAUAAGAAGCUCCUUUGACAUUUUUAAUGACCAACCUAUCUUAAGAUGGACACCUGCUCCAUAGAAUGUGAAGUUCCAUGGUCUCGAAGAAGCAAAUGCCCGUUUAACACUGAUUCUAAAUAAACAUGGACAUCAGAAUGCUUGUUAGUGGCAGAAGAGUGAGAAAGUGGCAUUUUCUCCAGUUAUGUGCCACUUGUUUUAUCCUGAGCCUCAUGGUGUUUUGGGAACCGUUUAAUAACCACAUUGUGAGCCACAUGAAGUCCUACUCUUACCGAUACCUCAUAAAUAGCUACAACUUUGUGAAUGAGAGCCUGUCUCUGAAGCACAGCGAGGAUGGGGCUACUCGCUACCAAUACUUGAUUAACCACAGGGAGAAGUGUCACGCACAAGACGUCCUCCUUUUACUGUUUGUGAAGACUGCUCCCGAAAACCACGCUCGACGUUCUGCAAUCAGGAAAACGUGGGGCAAUGAGAAGUAUGUUCGGUCUGAACUUAAUGCCAACAUCAAAACUCUGUUUGCCUUAGGAGCACCUUCUAGCCCACUGACAAGAGAAGCACUGCAAAGGAGACUGUUUGAGGAAGACCAAGUGUACAAUGAUAUAAUUCAGCAAGACUUUGCCGAUUCUUUCUAUAAUCUUACUCUUAAAUUACUCAUGCAGUUCAGUUGGGCAAAUACCUUUUGUUCCCAUGCCAAAUUCCUUAUGACUGCUGAUGAUGACAUAUUUAUUCACAUGCCAAAUCUUAUUGAAUACCUCCAAGGCUUAGAACAAAUUGGCGUUCAAGACUUUUGGAUUGGUCGUGUUCAUCGUGGGGCACCUCCCGUUAGAAACAAACACAGCAAAUACUACGUCUCCUAUGAGAUGUACCAGUGGCCGGCUUACCCUGACUAUACUGCUGGAGCUGCCUAUGUGAUCUCUAAUGAUGUCGCUGCCAAAGUCUAUGAGGCCUCACAGACACUUAACUCCAGCCUUUACAUAGAUGACGUGUUCAUGGGCCUCUGUGCCAAUAAAAUGGGGAUAGUACCACAAUACCAUGUGUUUUUCUCUGGGGAAGGUAAGGCUCCUUAUCACCCCUGCAUCUACGAUAAAAUGAUGACAUCUCACGGACAUGUGCAAGAUCUUCAGGACCUUUGGGAGGAUGCCACAGACCCUGAAGUAAAAACCGUUUCAAAAGGAUUUAUUGGCCAGAUAUACUGCAGGAUAGUUAAAAUAUUUUACCUGUGCAGGUUGACCUACGUGGACACAUAUCCUUGCAGGGCUGCUUUUGUCUAAUAGUACUUGAAUGUCGCGUGUUCUCACUGUCACUGAGCCAAACCUGAAUGCGAAACCUUUAAAUGUCCAUCUGUACCCUAAGUGAAGUAUGAAUAGGAGAA